Botrytis fragariae is the source of this 592-nucleotide messenger RNA. RefSeq lists its product as uncharacterized. NCBI's taxonomy places the organism in Eukaryota, Fungi, Ascomycota, Leotiomycetes, Helotiales, Sclerotiniaceae. The record is from RefSeq and is a predicted model, not a curated record. The transcript is spliced from 2 exons. The coding region runs from base 137 to 592 and encodes 151 amino acids.
UCUUUAUCACAUUCUGUUUGCAUACUCCAAGGGCCAUUGCAUGCCGCCCUCAACGGAUGAUCGCAUAAUUUCAUACAAUUACGACCCUUGGUCCCAGUUGUUCGAAAUCUCACUGCGCAUAUAAAGUCCCGUCAAAAUGUUUUGUCUUAGAAGUUGGCUUCCACUCCUCUUCAUUCCCACGAAUGCAUCUCCAAUAUUCAUCUUCCUCUUCUUCAUCUGCACCUACUUCCUCAACCGACCCUGCGUCUACUGUUCAAUUCUCCUACUCAUCCUCUUCGCCUCCUCCUGUCACUGGGCCGAUCACUGUUUCUUCGACUUCAGUAGUAACUGGUUCUUACCUCGUUCCUCAUCCUAUUCAUCCGCAGAAAUAAACAAUCAAACAGCCCUCUCAAACGAAACUAUAGACAAUGUUUUAAUGUACGCCGGUGCUUUCAAUAAGACCGCAAUAGCAUUAGCAGGCACAGUGUUAGAAGAUGCGAAGAAGAAUUUGGCCAGCAAGGAAUGGACGGGUAUUGGAGUCGAAUGGUUGAGAAAUUUAUUGGGGAAGAGAGAGUGGAGGCUGGAUUGUGUGGAUGUGUAUAUCAGGCUCUGA